UCUGUGGUCAAAAUCUUGUUUUCCAGAGUCCUGUAGCUCUUUUGCUUCACUUAGUGUGGCUCGGCUGAUUUGCUGCUGUUUGUGUUUGGUUUGGGGUCCUGUUUGGUGUAAGGAUGUGUAUCUUCGUAAGAUGCGUACUUUCUAACGUAUGUGUAUGAGCGAUGUAAAAGCACCGUGAGUUCACCACCCACUUAGAGAGCAUCACCCGUACUGCUGCGUCCGUCAGUGGCCCUCGUUCACCUGGCCCUGCAGGGGACAGCUUACCUAGAAGGAGAGUUAAGCGUAGCCUAAGUGUUUAUGAAAAAUUAUCAUGUACGCAUAGAUCUGUAAACAUUGUGUUAAUGGCAUAAUCUCUGGUCUUUUGGGACUUGCUUGAUGUUCCAUUAGUGAAAAAGAUUUGAAAGAUUGAUACAUUAUCAGUAGUUUGUUUCCAGUUUUUUGCUAUUAAAAUAGUGCUGAAAAUGAGUAUUUUUUGUACGUAUGACGUACAUGAGUUUUUCUAGAGUAUAGUUUUUUUGUUUGUUUGUUUCCACUUUGGUUUGAAAGGGAGAAAGAUCUUCUGUUUGUUGGUUCACUGCCCAGAGGCCCACAGCAACCCGGGUUCAGCUAGACUGAAGCCAAGAGCCAGAACUCAAACCAGGACUCCCACAUGGGUGGCAGGGGCUCAAGCCCCUGAGCCGUCAGCUUCUGCCUCCUGGGAUGUGGAUUAGCGGGAAGCUAGAUGGGAGAGGGGCAGCCCGGCACUCCGGUGUGGCAUGUGGAUGUUGGAUGCAGGAGUCUGGAGCGCUGGCCCACGUGGCUCUGCCGCUCUGCCCACCCCGAGGGUGUAGGGUUUAAAGUUAGCCCUGAAUGCCAAAUUCUUUUCAGAUACCUUUGGCUUCUGUUGACAACAGUACUUGUAUGUUUAUCUUUCUUUUAGUUGUGAAUGUAGGGAAAGUACUGGUCUUUAUCAAUAUUGAGCUUUAUUUGCAUACAUAUGAAGAUCUUAAGAUCUUAGUCACUGUGCGUUACAACUGGAAUCUAUUUCUUACCAUUUAGAAUGUUUGCAUCAGUAUUUAUAAAUGAGAUCCUGUCUGUGGUUUUUGUAUUAGUGUUUUGCUGCCAUAAUAAGAAUUGAGAACCUUAUUUUUGUUGUGUUGUGCUGCAGUUUAAGGUGUUAACAUUAUUCAUUUCUUAAAAAUUUGGAAGGGUUUGUUCAUGACACAUCUAGGCCCAGCGUUUUGUGAGAGUUAGCUCUUUGUUGGCUGCCUUGGUUUCAUUAGGUAAAAAUAAUCAAAAGAUUACUUAGAAAUCUAUAUAAUGUAAUUGGUAGGGUUUAUUAGAUUCAGCUGGAAUUAUACAUUCUUCCAGCAUAGAAUAAAUUUUCUUUUUAAACACCAGAGAAUAUUUUAAAAAUUUUAAUUUACUUUUCUGUGUACUUUUUUUAAAUUUUUAUUUGAGAAGCAGACAGGAAACAAGAGAGAGAGAUACUGGAGAUACUGAUCCUCUGCUGGUGUACUCUGCAGAUGCCCACAAUUGCCAGGUCUGGGCUGAAGCUUGGCGCUCAGACCGUCUAGGUGGUGGCAGGAACCAGUUACUGUGGGGCUUCACCACUGCCUGCCAAGGUCUGCUCUAGCAGGAAGCUGGAGUCAGAAAGCUGGAGCUCAUUUUCAGACCAAGUACUGUGCUCCGGCAUGUGAGUGACUUAACCACUGGGUUGAAUGCCCGCUCCAGACUAUCUUUAUAAAUUGACACUUUAGCCAAACUCUGAAAAGUCUGUCAAGUAGAAGAUAAUAGAUCAGGUUAUUUAAACAUCAUGCAAUAAAAUCAUAAUUUAUGGAUAGAAAUUAAAAACAGGUAACCCUGGGCUGGCGCCAUUGCUCACUUGGUUAAUCCUCCGCCUGUGGCGCCAGCAUCCUAUAUUGGGGCCGGGUUCUAGUUCCAGUUGCUCCUCUUCCAGUCUAGCUCUCUGCUGUGGCCCGGAAAGGCAGUGGAGGAUGGCCUACGUGCUUGGGCCCUGCACCCGCAUGGGAGACCAGGAGGAAGCGCCUGGUUCCUGGCUUCGGAUUGGUACAGCGCUGGCCGUAGUGGCCAUUUGGGGAGUGAAUCAAUAGCGGGAAGACCUUUCUCUCUGUCUUUCUCACUGUCUAUAACUCUACCUGUCAAAUAAUAAUAAUAAUAAUAAUAAAAAGUCCUAAACAGAGAUGAUUAAAAUAGAGUUUCUGACUGGCUGUAAAAUUAUAAAUAAAAUAUGAACUAUAAAAACCUCUGGAGCAUGGCUAGUAGUGUAUUCAGAGGAAAAUUUGUGCCCUUUUGGACUUAAAUUGCCAAAUUGGAGGAGUGAAAAUAAACGAGUAAAUCAUUCAACCUUAAGAAGAUAGAAAAAAAGCCACUUGCAGAAGCAGCAUAUGGGACAAGGAUCUGGUUCUGACAGUCUAUUCAGGGACAGAGUGAAGGAGGAGAGUGAGAGAAGGAAGGUGAGCCUGUUAACAGAGAAACCUCAGACAGAUAAAAUUGAACAAAGUUUAAAUCAACAAAGAGUGACCCGGGAAGUAGCACUGUAGGGUAGAGAGUUAAGCUGCUGCUUGUGACACCCACAUCCCUUAUCAGAGUACCCAUGGCAGUGGCAGGGGCCCAAGCACUCAGGCCACCUGCUGCUUUCCCAGGUGCUUUAGCAGGGAGCUGGAUUGGAAGUGGAGCAGCUGGGAUUCAAACUGGUUCUCUCUCUCUCUCUCUUUUUAAAAAUAUAUAUUUAUUUUAUUUGAAAGGCAGAGUUAUAGAGAGGUGGGGGCAGGGGGUGCCUUCCACCCGCUGGUUCACUACCCAGAUGGCCUCAACGGCUGGAGCUAUGCUGAUCUGAAGCUGGGAGCCAGGAGCUUCUUCCGGGUCUCCCAUGUGGGUGCAGGGGUCCAAGGACUUGGGCCAUCUUCUACUGCUUUCCCAGGCUAUAGCAGAGAGCUGGAGUGAAAGUGGAGCAGCCAGGACUCCAGCUGGCGCCCAUAUGGAAUGCCUGGUGGCUUUUACCCGUUAUGCCACAGUGCCAGCCCCAAACUGGUCCUCUUUUGAGAUACUUGUUUUCAGGUGGCUGCUUAACCUGCUGUACCAGAGCACCGGCCCUGACAGUGUACAACUUGAAGACUGACUUUAGCAGCAGUAAAACAUCAGAAAGCAGCCAGUUCAUGUGUCUUUGAACACAAUGACCAGGAAGCUCCAGGUGGUGGCACUUGGAUGAUAUAGUGCUGUCUCAGAAGCUGAGUCAGAGUCCAGGCCUUGGCUCAUUCACUUUCUGAAGCCCCAGCCCUUCCCUGGAGGGGAGACCAAGUGAUGACAGCCAUGCUCUUGACUGCCUGGCCCCAGAAGUUGGUGACCUUUGAGGAUGUAGCUGUGUACUUCACCCAGACGGAAUGGGAUGGCCUGUCCCCUGCACAGAGGGCCCUGUACAGGGAUGUGAUGCUGGAGAAUUAUGGGAAUGUGGCCUCCCUGGGAUUUCCACUUCUCAAACCUGCUGUGAUCUCACAGCUGGAGAGAGGAGGUGAGCUGGUGGUCCCAUCCCCACUGACCCCUGGAGCAGGAGCAGGCCCCCAGGGCCUCUGGACCGUAGAUAUUGGUAUCCAGACUGGCAAUAAUUUGGCAAAGGCAACAUGUGACAAGAAGGCUAGUACAUCAUUUGAGCUUCAGGAUUUCUCCCAGGAAACAGACUUUUCAGAGGGGCAUUUUCCAGAGAAACAACAGGAAGUCCACUCAGCAGGAAAUAUGAAGAAGGAAAACAGCAGUGUGAUUGAUGCAGCAGUGAAAGACGAGACAAACCCUGUGGCUGAAUGUGUCUCUAAUCAAAGCCCAAACUUGUAUCUGUGUCAUAACCUCACCACUGAAGAGCAGCCCCCUGAGUGUCCAGGAUUGAAGAAAGCCUUCAGCUUUGACAUACAGCUCAUUAAACGUGAAACGAUUAAUAUUGUGGAAAGACCUUUAAAAUGUGAAAAAUUAGUAGAAACUUUUAGGUGUGACUCUCAACUUAAUCAGCAUCAAGAGGACUACAGUGGGGAGAAAGCAUUUCAGUGUACAGAGUGUGGCAAAGGCUUCAGUGUUAACGCAAAAUUAAUUUGGCAUCAAAGACUUCAUGGUGGGGAGAAACCCUUCAAAUGUGUGGAGUGUGGGAAAAGUUUCAGCUACAGUUCCCAUUAUAUAACACAUCAGACGAUCCACAGUGGGGAGAAGCCCUAUCAGUGUAAGGUAUGUGGAAAGGCCUUUAGCGUUAAUGGGAGCCUGAGUAGGCACCAGAGGAUCCAUACAGGAGAGAAGCCCUAUCAGUGCAAAGAGUGCGGAAAUGGCUUUAGCUGUAGUUCUGCAUAUAUUACACACCAGAGAGUCCACACUGGGGAGAAACCUUACGAGUGUAAUGAUUGUGGGAAAGCUUUCAAUGUUAACGCAAAACUGACUCAGCAUCAGAGAAUCCACACUGGAGAGAAACCUCAUGAAUGCAGUGAGUGUGGAAAGGGCUUCAGGUGCAGCUCCCAGCUCAGGCAACAUCAGAGCACCCACACCGGAGAGAAGCCGUAUCCAUGUAAAGAGUGUGGAAAAGCCUUCAGUAACAAUGCCAAACUGAUGCAGCAUCAGAGAGUCCACACGGGGGAGAAGCCCUAUGGGUGUACCGAAUGUGGAAAAGCCUUCAAUGUCAAAGGGAAGUUAGUCCAGCAUCAGAGGAUCCACACAGGAGAGAAGCCCUAUGAGUGCCGUGAAUGUGGGAAAGCCUUCAGGUGUAACUCCCAGCUUCGGCAGCAUCAGAGAAUCCACACUGGGGAGAAGCCCUAUGAAUGUAAUGAGUGUGGAAAGGCCUUCAACGUUAAUGCAAAACUAACCCAACAUCAGAGGAUUCACACUGGAGAGAAACCCUUUGGAUGUAGUGAGUGUGGGAAGUGUUUUACUUCUAAAAGAAACUUACUUGAUCACCACCGAAUACACACUGGGGAGAAGCCUUACCAGUGUAAAGAGUGUGGGAAAGCCUUCAGUAUCAAUGCCAAAUUAACCAGGCAUCAGAGAAUCCAUACCGGUGAGAAGCCUUUCAAAUGUGUGGAAUGUGAGAAAGCAUUCAGCUGUAGUUCUGACUAUAUUGUGCACCAGAGAAUCCAUACUGGGGAGAAGCCUUUCCAGUGUAAGGAGUGUGGGAAAGCCUUUCACGUCAAUGCCCAUUUAAUCCGGCAUCAGAGAAGCCACACCGGGGAGAAACCCUACAGAUGUGUGGAAUGUGGCAAAGGCUUCAGCUUCAGUUCUGACUGUCUUAUACACCAGACUGUGCACACUUGGAAGAAGCCCUAUUUAUGUAAUGUGUGUGGGAAAGCCUUCAGGUUUGGCUUCCAACUUAGUCAGCAUCAGAGUGUACACAGUGAAGGAAAAGCCUAGCAGUGAGAAAGUUGCAGAAAGCUCCCAAGGUUAGUGCUGAAAUGGAUCAAGUACCAUCAGAUUCACUCUGGUGGGAAGCCCUGAGAGAAGUGAAUGUGCUAGUCUUCCAUGGGAACAUUUUUGUUCUGUUUUAUUAAAUUUUUAAUCAGAAAUAGAUCAGUUGUUACUUGUUUUAUACCAACAACCAGUUAAAAAUAUAAUGAAAGAAAAUAGCCUAUUCCCAGCAGCAUCAUGAGAAGUUGAUUUUCUAGGAAUGUGAUGACAUACAAGAAUUAUAUGGAGAAAAUUAGAAAUCUUUACUGAAGGCCACCAAAGGAAUCUUGAAUAAAUGGAGAGAGAAAGAGAGACACCUUACUCUAGGAUCAGGAAAUACAUUUCAGAAAGAUGUUCACUUUACAUAAAUUUAUUUGUUUAAUUUUUGAUACCAAGCAUGCAUUACUUUUGUAAAGGGGAAAAUAAUAAAGAUUUCCUUUAAAAUAGAAA
Oryctolagus cuniculus (rabbit) is the source of this 5859-nucleotide messenger RNA. Lineage: Eukaryota; Metazoa; Chordata; Mammalia; Lagomorpha; Leporidae. The record is from RefSeq and is a predicted model, not a curated record.